UCUAUUAAAAAUAUUUCUUUUGAUUUGCAUUAAGGACUUCAUAAGUUUCGAGUAAUAGAUGAAUUUUGAAGAAACAUAAUGCUCCAUAAAUAAUAAGACCCAAAGAGUUAUUUUUUCUGCUAUUGUUUUAUUUCUUCAAACAUUCAUAGCAUUUAUGGAGCUAGAAAUGCCAUGCAAUAGUUUCAUUGCACUCGGAUAUGUUGUUCAAGCUUAAAAGUUGCAGUAUCGUAUGAUGAGAUACCUAAAUUGGCAUAAACAAGAUUUAAAUAUAAAAGUAAAUAUAUAUAUAUUCUUUGAUUAACGAAAUAUUGAACAUUCUGAAUCGAGUAUUUAGUUAUUCUACGUCCAGAUCAGGGAAGAAUCUACAGAGUUGUUUUUUGAACUUGAUACGAAAAUAAAACUUAAUCUCUUUCUUUUCACAGUUCGAAACGGCACUAGACUCGCAAACAAGUUCCUCCCCGGAAAUUCAUAAGGGAUACUAGGAAGUCCUUGGCCAUCGGCCAGAAAUACAGAACGUGACUGAUUCGUAACAGAAGAGUGGAUCUCUUAGACCACAAUUGUCUUUUGGAGUACGCGGUAAUGCAUCUCGACAACCGCAAUCACUGCUAUUCUUUAAUAAUUGGUACCGACUAUACUAACUACAGCUCGUGCUAAAAUUGAAAUUAGGAUUAUCUUGUCAAUGACCGCACGAUAUGAACCACCGGAUGAUGGUAACGUAUUAACUAAUGAACAAAUUCGCAGGAGAUAUCAAGAUACGUCGUUAGUUAUUUUUAAAGAACAACAAAAUAAAAAAGAAGUCGUAAACUAUUUGAGUUUUGGUACCAGUCGUAGAACUAUGGAAUAUAGUAAUUUUGGUAAUCAGCCUGUAAUCGUACGAAGACCCGUGGGAUCACCAGGUCACGGAGAAAUUCAGGACACAUCACAGGUUCGAAGGAUAUAUCGAAAGCCACAAGAAACUUGUACUAUAGUUUAAUUAAAACCAAUUCCCAACUAAUAAUAGAAUAAAGUCAUUCAUUCAUAUUAAUCCUAGAAUUGCAUAUCCUAUUAGAUUUCAUUUUUUCAUACAACGUUAUACACAUCAAUUUUUAUGUUUCUUGUUCAGAGUACUUUUUAACAUAGAAUAUUUGAAAUAUAGAACAUCAGUGUUGUUAUAGAGAAUUAAAUCCAAAAAUAUGUAAGACAUUCAGUUUCCUAAUAGCGCUGUAUGAAUAUGUGUCUACUAUUUUGUAAUGAGUUUUAUCUUUUAAGUAAUUUCAAUCAUUUAUUACAAUAAAAGUCAUAUUAACAAAACUUUCAAAUAACGAUAUAAACUUCAAAGUAGUUUAAUCGCUUUAUUGAUAAUUGUAGAUGUUAUACUGUUCUUUUGUAAACUACAUACAACAUAUUAUGGAGUAUUACCAAGUAAUUAAAACAUGGCGGUUACAUGUUCAAUCUCAUAUACUUGAUUCGCACUAGUAAUGCUUUCUGACGCGUUAUAUUUUUACAAUAUAAUUCUGACUCAUUAUUUUUAAAUUAUAAAACGUCUUUCAGAAAUGUUUUAGCCUAAAGUGAUCAAUAAUAUGUCACUAUAAGUGUGUGAGACUGCAAAAUAUAAAUUGCAGCAAUUUAGCAAUUGUAUUCCUCUAAUCCGGCGUAAAGGGAGCCCUUGGGACUUAUAAAGGUUGGUUCCUAUAAAAUAUGUAUUAAAGAACCGGAAUAGGAGAGAUUGGGUGACACGAUCGUAGAAAAAUAAAAAGACUCAGAAGCCAUUGAA
Cephus cinctus (wheat stem sawfly) is the source of this 1753-nucleotide messenger RNA. RefSeq lists its product as uncharacterized. Lineage: Eukaryota; Metazoa; Arthropoda; Insecta; Hymenoptera; Cephidae. Bases 680 to 973 code for a protein of 97 amino acids. The transcript is spliced from 3 exons. The record is from RefSeq and is a predicted model, not a curated record.